AUGGCGUCUUCAAAUCCCAGAGAAUCGACAAGACGACCCCAUAAAAAGUCUAGGUAUGGGUGCAAAAGCUGCAAGACAAGGCGAUUAAAGUGCGAUGAGACCAAGCCAGCAUGUGCAAAUUGUUUGAGGCACAGCAUACAAUGUGAAUAUUUAAUCUUGUCUCUCAAUAAUCCCGCGCUUUCAGCACUUUCCACAAAGAAGUUACCUCUACCCACUACAGUGACAGUCACGCGACGAAAUGCUCAUUUCUCGCGUCCUGUUCCGCGCAAUCCCAUUUCUUUUUACUUCCCGACCUCCAUUUCCACUACUGUGUCGGGAGUAGACGAAGCACUCGAGCUCCGCCUAUUUCAACACUUUGUAAAUAUCACCGAUGUACCUCAAUUAUUUUCUGCAUGCAACAUAUCCCUAUGGAUCAUUCAGCUCGCUUGUCGUCAUCGUUCAGUAAUGGAAGCUUUGUUGGGUGUUUCAGCAUUUCAUCUCCGGAGUUCAUUUUCAUCAUCCUCUUCUGCUUUUCCCACCAGUGCAAUACCUGAAAGUAAAUCGGAGAGAGAAGUAAUAAAAGCAAGUCAUCAUUAUAUGGGCUUGGCUAUUGCUACUCAUCGAAAAUUAAUCAUCGAGGAAGGUAUUACGGAAAAGACAGCCGAUGCAGUUCUGGGAUCUUGUUUGUUCAUUACAUAUCAUUGUGCGGGAAGUCGAAAAUUCCUCAAUCAAGCUCAUGAUUCAGCACCCUCGUCCAACAGCUGCACACAGAAACAUAGGCAAUUGUGUAGAGUACCACUGUAUUGGUUCGUCCCCAUGAAAAGUUUCAAAGAUAUGAUAUAUCUAGCUGCAGCAUACGUCCAAAAUGAAGGAAUGAGAGCACUUUUGCAAUGGGAGGAAGCUAAUGUUUGGAUCAUUCUCCAAAAUGAAAUGUUGCCGGAUCCUGACAACGAUUAUCCUACGACAUUUAAUUUUCUCCUCGACGAUUUACCGCUUGAUGCACCGGAUUAUAAUACCUAUGCUCUUUGCAUCAAGUAUCUGAAUCUCCUCAGCGGAGGUGAAAUCACUAAAUUUAUUCUGAAAUUCCCGGCAUUGGUACCCUCGAGAUUCGUGGAGUUGUUGAGGGAGAAAGAUAUGAGGAUGAUGGGUAUAGUCGGGUAUUUUUUGAUGUUAGUGAGGAGAGUAGACCAUGAGAAACAUUUGUGGUGGAUGGCAGGGGCGGUGGAAAAUGAUUGGGAGGGAAUGAAACAUGCUUAUGAAAGUGAUGAGGUGUGGAAUAAGAGGAUGGAAUGGGCUAGGAGGGAGAUUGAGGGUGGGGAGUUUAUAGACUUUGGAAUUGGUGAGGCGUUGGCUAGAGUUUAG
Messenger RNA from Botrytis porri, 1341 nucleotides. RefSeq lists its product as uncharacterized. Gene Ontology annotation, molecular function: DNA-binding transcription factor activity, RNA polymerase II-specific; zinc ion binding. Bases 1 to 1341 code for a protein of 446 amino acids. Gene Ontology annotation, biological process: regulation of transcription by RNA polymerase II. Lineage: Eukaryota; Fungi; Ascomycota; Leotiomycetes; Helotiales; Sclerotiniaceae. The record is from RefSeq and is a predicted model, not a curated record. The transcript is spliced from 2 exons.